Molecule: messenger RNA, 3285 nt
Organism: Nematostella vectensis (starlet sea anemone)
Lineage: Eukaryota; Metazoa; Cnidaria; Anthozoa; Actiniaria; Edwardsiidae
Exons: 2
Coding region: 933-3191 (752 amino acids)
Source: RefSeq, a predicted model, not a curated record
CAACAACAUACCGUUUUUACUCGAAUAAGAGCUCCGGCGCUUAUUAUAUUUUUUUUCGACUCUCAGACGGGGCGCUUAUUCGGGGGAGGUGCUUAUUGAUCAAGGCUUUUGAUCUGGUUAACCCCAAGUCGUACUGCAAAUAAUUCACAGUCCAUCAGCUAUAUGAAAAAUCACUCGUAUCGAUUUCGAGGCGACGGCAGAGGGAACGCGUUGCUGUACAAACUCGCAAAUGCACAUACCUGUACCGAUACCCAUACCUGUACUCAAGAUGUUGGCCUCUUCUCCCAAGUGGAGCACCAAAUCUCCCGCUUUUUAGCGAUUUUUAUCGCUCCAGAAAAAUCCUUUUCUAGAAAAUCGACAUUUUGUCUAUUUUCUAUCAGUAAUGAAAAAUAAUAAUUCCCCGUGUAGCGCCAUUUAUUGAACACGCACGCAAGAUACUUCCCUGCUCAGGGCUCCCACAGUCAGGGAAAAGUCAGUGAAAUUCGAUUUUUUUUCAAGGUCAGGGAAUUGUCAGGGAAUUAUGAUUUAAGUCAGGGAAAUUUGAUAAUUCUCAAAAAGUCAGGGAAAAGUCAGGGAAUAAUUCUUAUUUUUCAAAAAUCAUUAUUAUGAAUUGUGUUGGCGAUAAUCAAGCAACCUCACUGUUAAUUAAAAGUUUCAAAAAUCGCAAUACAUCAGUAUAAACGAAUUAUCCUAUGUGGUUUUCCUGUGGAGGAAAAUGAAGUGGAGGACUGGGUCUGAAUUAUGUCGGCCAUCUUGUUGCAGUAUUGGAAAGCACGUGGAGAUGAGUAAGCGAACUGUAUUUAAUAAUCUAUGGCUUCAAGACCCACUAUUUCCUUGGGUUGCACAAGCUCAGGAAUCAACUAAAGCAAGGUGUAAAAUGUGCUCUGUUACAUUUGAGCUUGGAAAUAUGGGAAAACAAGCACUGAUAAGUCAUGCUAAAGGCAAAAAACAUCUUAGGAGAGUUGCUCCAUCGACAUAAACAAGUUUCUUUGAACUCUUUUGUCACUGUGCAAAAGCAAGAAUCCGAACAAAAUUCUUCAGCAGCAGAAAGGACAAUGACUGUACCACCUCCUCCCGUCGAUCUUUCUCAAGUUGCCAGUUCAUCUGAUUCAUCUAAAGGCACAAUUAAAAAGUAUGUUACCAAAGAUGAAACUCUAAAAGCAGAGGUGCUGUGGGCUAUAAAAGUCCUCAUGUCUCACUAUUCCUGUAAUAGUAGUGCAGGCACUGACAAGCUAUUUUCCAAUAUGUUUCCAGACAGUGUAAUUGCCAAACAGUUCCAAUGUGGAGCAACAAAGUGUUCAUACUUGAUUUGUUUUGGCAUUGCCCCAUUUUUUCAUGAUGAAUUAAUGAAAAGACUUCAAGAGCAAGGAACAAUGUAUGUUAUCUCAUUUGAUGAAUCGCUGAAUAAAGUGAUCCAGAAAGAACAGAUGGAUUUGAUUGUGCGCUUUUGGGAUGUUCAGAAGAAUAAAGUUGUAUCAAGAUACAUUGAUUCCCAGUUUCUUGGUCACACAAGAGCUGCAGAUUUACUUCAAAGUUUCAAGCUAGGUCUACAAAAGCUGAAUCCUGCAAACCUUGUGCAGGUAUCGAUGGAUGGUCCUAAUGUUAACUGGAAAUUUCUUGAAGACCUAUUAGAAGAUAGAGAACAAACUGAUCCAGAUCUUCCAAAGCUCAUUAAUAUUGGUGCCUGUGGGUUACAUGUGGUACAUGGGGCUUUUAAAUAUGGAGCUACAGCCACAGGCUGGCGUCUUGAUAAACUUCUGAGGUCUCUCUGGUACACUUUUUCAGACUCACCAGCAAAAAGAGAAGAUUAUGAAGCCAUUUCUGGAAGUUCCAUGUGGCCACUACGAUUUUGUGGAACAAGGUGGCUGGAAGAUUUGCCAGUGGCAGAACGAGCAGUGGCUAUCUGGCCAAAUAUCAAGAAAUAUGUUGACGAGGUGUCAAAGCUACCAAAGAGCAAAAUUCCUACAAGCCAAUCUUUCAAAAAUCUACAGGCAUUUGUACAAGAUCCACUCAUUGUUGCCAAACUUGAGUUCUUUAUUAGUAUCGCACGCAUUCUUGGGCCUUUUUUGAAGAAAUUCCAAACCGAUCAGCCCAUGGUCCCCUUUCUUACACAAGAUGUACAAACCAUACUUGAAGCAAUCCUUUCCAAGUUUGUUAAGAAGUCUGUGCUUCAAGAGGCAACAACAUGUGCUAAGCUUGCUAACAUUGAUGUUAGCAAGUCUGACAAUCUUCUACCACCAAGGAAGGUAGAUGUAGGUUUUGCUGCGAAGAUGUCAGUGCAUAAGAUGGAAAGUACUAAGCAAGCCACACCUCUACAAAUCCUGGAAUUCCAGAAUAAUUGCCUUGAAUUUCUGAAACAAUUAUCUAGCAAGGUAAUGGACAGAUCUCCUCUAAAGUACAAGAUGGCUAGGAAUCUGGUGUCUUUAAAUCCUAUUUACAUGGCAUCAAACCCUGAAGCAGCAACAACCAGAUUCUCCAAUGUCCUUCAGCAACUGAUAUCGCAUAAAAUGAAAUCUACCCAUUGUUGUGAUAUUGCUCUACAGCAGUACAAGGCAUUCCUUGCUGAUGUGGAGAGAUACAGUAAGGAGGACUUCAAGUCCUACCAGUCAUCAGACAAAGCACUUGAUGUCUUCCUAGCAGAGUACUUUCACCAGAAACCACAGUAUGCAGACCUUUGGCAAACAGUAAAGAUGCUGCUUAUCUUGUCCCAUGGUCAAUCCUGUGUUGAAAGAGGAUUCUCUGAUAACAAGGAUAUCGUGAGCAACAAUAUGCACCAAGACACGCUUGUUGGAUUUCGCAGAGCUCACAGUGGUGUCAAAAGUCUGGAAUGUCCAAUUGAAGAUUCUAUCACAACUGAGCUGCUUACAUCUUGUAAAUAUGCUAGUAACAGAUACAGACAAUCUUUAGCAGAGAAGAAAUCAAUUGAGGCAAAAACCCAUAAAGAAAGCUUGAAAAAAAAAGUCGAAGAAGACAUCAAGCAAGCAAAAAAGAAAAAACAAAAGCUUGAAACUACAGCUACUGCUCUUCUGAAAGAAGCCGAUGACCUUGCUACUAAUGCAGAAAUGAAGGGAGACUUUAGCAUUCUUGCAAAGUCGAACGCCUUGCGGGUAAAAUCAAAAGAAAAGAGGAAGGAAAUAGAGAAGGAAGAACAAAAUAUUGAUCUUCUACAGAAGAAGCUGAAAUCCUUUUGAAAAGACGUUAAGUCAAAAUCUCACAAUCUUGAGACACUAUUGCUUUGUUGCUGUUAUUGAAAUUAUAGAUUAUUCAUUAAAAGUAUUCAUAAGA